Molecule: messenger RNA, 1083 nt
Organism: Lotus japonicus
Lineage: Eukaryota; Viridiplantae; Streptophyta; Magnoliopsida; Fabales; Fabaceae
Exons: 3
Coding region: 1-1083 (360 amino acids)
Source: RefSeq, a predicted model, not a curated record
AUGACAAUUGUCAAGAACAAAGAUGCAGAGUCUAAGGAUGCACCUAAUGCUGAAUCUGCAUCUGAGGAAGAGCUAGACUCUGACGAUGAAAAUGAGGUUCUCUGUGAAUUGCAAGUCGAUUUCAAGAAUAUCGCAAAAAAUGGGUUGGAUCUUCGUCCAGCAGUUAAGCUUCAAGGCUGGGAAGGAUAUUUCAACAGGCUAACGGGACCCAUCUACGACAAGUUGGUGAAGGAAUUCUGGAAACAUGCUGAUUAUGACGAUCUUCAAGUGGUUUCCUAUGUGCUGGGCAAGAAGAUCAUCAUCACUGAGAGAUCAAUUGCUCUGCUUCUAGGUCCAGACACCAUCAAGGGUUACAGAUUUCAAGCAAAUGAUUCCAAGUUGCGGGCAGUUAAAGACACGAUCAAUUCAGUGUUGUAUGCAAAUUGGAAACCUGGAAAGUUUGAUUACAAGACUAGAGAGCUUCAUCCUGAUUUAAGAAUCUGGCACAAGAUUAUGCUAAACUGCUUCAAUCCCAGACCCAUUGGAAGCUCUCAUGACUACAUCAACUUCAAUCAGAAGGUGAUGCUUUACUUCAUCAAGACUGGGGAGAAGAUAUGUCUUCCUUACUUCUUAUUCAAUUAUCUGAAGGACUGCAUAAGAAGAUUAAGAACAACUGCUGUUGUGACCAAGAACACGAUCAAGUACAUUCCUUUUGGAAGGUUGCUAUCUGAUCUGUUUGUUGAGAGCAACCUGGUCAAGGACUUGAUUGAUGUAGGAUGCACUGAAGACCUCUCCACUCUGACCGGAGAUGCCUUUACUUCUACAACGAUGAAGAGGAUGUGCCUGAUAGAAAAGAAGAUCGAGGCUGACUCUAUCAUCACACCAGAAGAGAUCAAGGGAAGAAGAAUCCCUCUCAAUGAUUAUCCCCUCUGGUCUAAGGCUGAUGAUCCAGAGGCUAUCAUGUACUAUCUUGAGGAUCUGAAGAGUCUUGGGUGUGAGAUUGAUGUAGAUGAGUUCUUCAGAGCUCUUCCAGAAGCCCCUGAUUAUGAAUCCCCCAAGAAGAAGAAGACAAAGAGGAAGAAACAGGAUACUACGUUAACUUGA